Messenger RNA from Colletotrichum phormii, 580 nucleotides. RefSeq lists its product as uncharacterized. Bases 21 to 380 code for a protein of 119 amino acids. The transcript has 2 exons. Lineage: Eukaryota; Fungi; Ascomycota; Sordariomycetes; Glomerellales; Glomerellaceae. The record is from RefSeq and is a predicted model, not a curated record.
GCGGAGAGUACCUCCCCUGGAUGAGAGUCGAGGGUGACAAGGUCUACGCUGAUACCCCAGAGACAAUCUUCUACGCCGAUGUCGACCCGGUCCUCAAGGCCAAGGCCAUUGCGGAGCUCAGCUGGCAGUCCGCCCGCGUCUUCUCCGACCCCGCGACCUACGAGCCGUGGAACGAGGGCAUCGAGGUCAUGUACUUCCACACCGAGCAGGACCAGGCUAUUCCCCUCGCUACCCAGGAGGCCAUGGCCGCCCAGUUCCCUACCGGCUACACCACCUUUUACGCAAACACCUCUCACUCCCCCUUCCUGUCCCGCCCGGACCUCGUCAUUGAGGGUGUCGAACUCGCUGUCAAGGUUGGCCAGGAGAAGAUUGCGGCUUAGAUAGUUCUCUUGCGAGACCGAGUGUGUUUGCCUCGGACUGUUUGGAAGACUAGUUGUAGAUCUUUUACGAAGAGAGGGCUGCCAUGAGACUUGACCAAAUCGAGACAAGAAAAUAAAAAAUAAAACAGAAUUGUACAAGUGCACAGUUCUAGACCGGGUUCAAGGGAAAACAUGCUUCAAUCAUUCGAGAAUAGCCUCAC